ACUUUCCGGCUUGGUGACGUCAUUAGGCGAUGGGAGAAUUUGGGAUUUUCAAAAAUCUCAUCUUUAAGUAAAGAAAAAAAAAAACAAAGAAAAAAGGCCUAAAUUGUAUCUUCCUUCGAAGACGUCAUUUUUGUAAUUGUCAAAGUUAUUAUCUCGAAAUUUUGACAAAUAUAUUGGAAGUUUGAAGCUUUUUUUUCUGUCGAAAACAUCACAGAAUUUUCAAAUUUAGAAAGACGUGGCAGUUUUAUAGAGGAAAAUAUGUAAUUGAAAGUUUAAAAUUUUCUGAAAGAUUUUAAAGUGUCAAUACACCGAAGUUCAGAAAUCCACUUUGAAAAACGUUAAUAGAAAAUAUUUGCUUGACUAUAUUUUCCUGUAGAUGUCAAGACCGGUUGAUGGAGUGGAGUCAAAGAUCGAAGAAGGGUUCCCGCUGACGUCAUUAAUGGAAGGAUACGAUUGGAGGUCGUUUCCACGUGAUCCGAUGGUCCCGCAAAUGGCCGGGCGGUCCAUUCGCCCCCGCCAAUACAUCCUUGUAUUAGACUGGGAGUGGGAAGAGACGGAUGUGCUGUGGCGGGAAAACACUCGUGCUUGUUAGACGAGUGACAUCGUUUUGUUCGAGAAUUACAUUAGAGAUCCAUCAUGUGUACAACUAAUGGUGCGGUCACGUGUUCACCUAGUACUAUCUUUUGGGUGUUGGCAAUUGCUUUGACUUUUAGUUCCUCUGCGGCUAGAACAAGAGAAGGUGAAAGAGAAUUUAAGGACCUUCCUCUGUGCGAACGUAACACAGUCUGCGGUUACGUGCAACUCAACAGAAGAGGGGUGAGUAGUAUCGAGCUCUGUCGCUGUCCCGAUGAAAGUUGCCCCCUCAUCUGGGAUCUAAUGGACGGAAGGACAAUAGCGCACGGUAACGAUCAAUAUAAGUAUUGCAGUAGUUCGCCUCAACUGGAAUUAUGUAACACACACGAUACAGUUUACAGUUCGUACGUAGAAAUGUCAGCUUUGACCGGACAGACUCUAAUCAGCAACAUCUACGUGCACUGCGUGUGCCCGCCUACUUACCUGUUCACUCCCAACAACACAGUCUUCCAUCAGUACCAAAACGGAAUUAUGGCCAUCAGGACGAGUUAUCUCUGCAAGCCGCCUCCCCUAUGCGGCCUGGGCGACACGUGCAUGGCCAUCACGGAAACUUACAGUGACGAGAACAGUUUCGUCACGCGCAAAUGUGCUUGCCCACUCGGAUAUUUUUGUCCCAAUGACAUACGUUUAUCUUGGCAGAGAGAAGUAAUGGAUAAGGGCGUGUUCUAUAAGAUGCAGUGUCUGUAACAGUGAACGUUUCAAAUCCCCCCAUCGACGUGACUGUAGAAUAAAACUGGGAUUCUUGUUUAUCCAAUUUACAGGCAACCACAGGUGAAUGUUUAUUCCAAAAGCACCUUACGUUUCCCUGGAAGAGUUGCGUUUAUUAUUAUUAAUAUUAUUAAAAGAAAAUCCGAUAAACAUUUGUUUUUCAAGCCAAAUUAACCAUGUAUUUUGUUUAGCCAAAAUUCACCAGAAAAUAAA
Molecule: messenger RNA, 1554 nt
Organism: Centruroides sculpturatus (bark scorpion)
Lineage: Eukaryota; Metazoa; Arthropoda; Arachnida; Scorpiones; Buthidae
Exons: 8
Coding region: 637-1320 (227 amino acids)
Source: RefSeq, a predicted model, not a curated record